CUACAAAGCCCUGAAGAUCUUGAAAGGCUCUACUAUGAAAUUCAUUUGCUCAAGACAUUGAAACACCACAACAUUAUGAAGUUUUACACUUCUUGGGUUGAUACUGCAAACAGGAACAUCAAUUUUGUCACUGAAAUGUUCACUUCUGGGACUCUAAAACAGUAUAGGCAAAAGCACAAGCGAGUCAACAUUAGAGCAGUGAAGCAUUGGUGCAGACAGAUCUUGAAAGGUCUUCUCUAUCUUCAUAGCCAUGACCCACCAGUCAUCCACAGAGAUCUCAAGUGUGACAACAUUUUUAUCAAUGGCAACCAAGGGGAAGUGAAAAUCGGUGAUCUUGGCCUUGCGGCGAUUCUUCGAAAAUCCCAUGCUGCUCACUGUGUUGGGACACCAGAGUUCAUGGCUCCAGAAGUAUAUGCUGAGGAGUACAAUGAAUUGGUUGAUAUUUAUUCUUUUGGGAUGUGCAUCUUGGAAAUGAUCACCUUUGAAUAUCCCUAUAGUGAAUGCACUCAUCCUGCUCAGAUCUACAAGAAAGUUAUCUCUGGGAAAAAACCAGAUGCCUUGUACAAAGUGAAAGAACCAGAGGUGAGGCAAUUUGUUGAGAAAUGCUUGGCCACCGUGUCACAAAGGCUCUCUGCGAGGGAGCUUUUGAAUGACCCUUUUCUCCAAAUUGAUGAUUGUGAAUUGGGUUUAAAAUCGAUAGAGUGCCGUGGAGAAACAGACUACAUGGACCCUUUGUUUAGGCAUCCUUAUCUUGAACUUCAUUAUGAAGGAAAAUCAUUUAGUAACAGCUCCUUCAAUGGCUACGCCAAUGGUGUUGUCAACUUUGAAGCCCAAAAUGAAUGGGAGCUCCAUUCAACUGACAUCAAACAAAGUGGAAUGGAACUAUUUGAAUACAAUGACGAUGAACAUGAUGAGCAUCCUGUUAAUGUUGAUAUAACCAUCAAAGGGAAGAGGAGAGAAGAUGGUAUCAUCUUUUUAAGACUCAGAAUUUCAGACAAAGAAGGACGCAUCCGAAACAUCUAUUUCCCAUUUGACAUUGAAACCGACACAGCAUUAAGUGUUGCGACUGAAAUGGUUGCAGAACUGGAUAUAACCGAUCAAGAUGUGACUAAAAUAGCUGAUAUGAUUGAUGGAGAGAUUGCUUCGCUGGUACCCGAAUGGGAGCCAGGGCCAAGAAUAGAAGAAACUCCCCGGUUUGCCAAUUUAAAUUUCUGCCACAAUUGUGCCUCCAAUCACACCUCAACUGGUUCCUUAAUGAACUUUCUGUUAAAUAAUCCAGGAGCCAAGAACUUGCAAAUUCUACAAUGUUCUGGAAAUGGAUGUGCAGCUAUGCAUGGCCGGUUCGAAGAAAUCACAUAUCAAGUUGAUGGACCUGAGAAUUAUGCGUCAGAAAGUGCAAAUGAUCCGACUUUAUCAGGCCGAGCCAAUGGUUUCCAUUUUCCGGAAAUUUGGGAUCACCACGAAAGCCUUGGAUGCAGUUCACUAGGCUCUGGAGAGAGUCAUACUGAUGAAGAACAUCAAUCAACUUCUAAGAGAGAAACGGAGCCCGAAGCCAUAUCUUGUGAAAGAAAUUUGAUCAAAUCUUUAUCGGGUACUCAUUCUUGUACCAAGAUUCCUGCAUCAA
Molecule: messenger RNA, 1624 nt
Organism: Camellia sinensis
Lineage: Eukaryota; Viridiplantae; Streptophyta; Magnoliopsida; Ericales; Theaceae
Source: RefSeq, a predicted model, not a curated record